Molecule: messenger RNA, 3407 nt
Organism: Fundulus heteroclitus (mummichog)
Lineage: Eukaryota; Metazoa; Chordata; Actinopteri; Cyprinodontiformes; Fundulidae
Gene: sypl1
Product: synaptophysin-like 1
Exons: 6
Coding region: 561-1280 (239 amino acids)
Cellular component (GO): synaptic vesicle; synaptic vesicle membrane
Source: RefSeq, a predicted model, not a curated record
CAAACUGCGUGGCUCUUACCCCAAGACGGAACUGAUUCUGUAGUUGGUAAUUUGCAUGGGUUUUCUGCGGUGAAUGCCCAGCCGCGCUGGAACUGCAGCUGCAUGGUAUUUUUUUUUUUUUUUUUAAGACGCGCCUUAGCGGUUUCAGUUGUUAUUUCAUUUGCUGUUUUAAGCCUUUGGGGGAUGAUCAAAACUUUAUCCGGCGUUUUUGCAUGUGGCGUCGUUUUUUCUGUAACCAAAUCCCACACAAGAAGCGCGCCGAAGGCGAAGUUUCCAUAGUUUGGCACACUUUUACGCGCUGCAUCCGCCACAUCUUGCGCGCAUUGCCGAGCAGAGCCGACGCUGAAAGAAGUGCGCGCAUGAACAAAGGGUUGGAUCAAUAACAUAUGCUAAUAAAAAGCUCCCAACUCAACUUAAGCCGCGCUUUAACGUCAGGAACACCACGUCACUCAGUUCAAGAACUCCCACUUUUUCCUUGUUCCCGUUGGAUCAUCAUCCUCCGCCCUACAGUUUAGAGGGAAAUCUGGAUAAACUCGACUUGGGCUGAAAACGGCUUAAUCAUGAUGACGGGAUUUCGACUCAAUUUGUCGCCCCUGAAGGAGCCUCUGGGCUUCGUUAAACUGGUAGAAUGGCUCACAGCCAUAUUUGCCUUUGGAGGCUGUUGUGGAUUCUCGGGGACGAACAUCGUAUCCCUCUUCUGUGGCGAUGGUACAAAUGAAACUAUCAACGCCAACUUUCAUUACCCAUUUAGGCUGAGCCAGGUGCCGCUGGUUGUUGGAAACGCCACGCUUUGCAAUCGCUCCGUCACGACCACGCACAUGAUGGGAGACUCGUCGUCCGCCGCCGAGUUCUUCGUCGGCAUCGGCGUUGUGUGCUUCUUGUAUAGCAUGGUAGCUCUGCUGGUCUACCUAGGCUACAUGCAUGUCUACAAGGACUCUGACUUCGGGCCCAUUUUUGACUUUGUCAUCACAGCGAUCCUAGUCUUCCUGUGGUUGGUGUCCUCGUCUGCGUGGGCCAAGGGGCUGCAGAACCUGAAGGACGCGACGAAUACUGAAGGGAUUGGUGGCACGCUAGCUGUUUGCAAGGAAAGCAACAUCACCUGUGAGGUCACGGACUUCGCCAGCAUGCGGACGCUCAACAUCUCUGUGGUGUUUGGCUAUCUCAACAUGUUCAUUUGGGCCGGCAACGCCUGGUUUGUUUACAAAGAGACUCGCUGGCACUCCCAGAAAUUCUCCUCCCAACCUGGACCCGGAAGGCAGCACGUCCCGGCGCCAAUCUAACACCGAUUUGUCAUCACGCGUAAACAUGCACGCAACCAGGAGCGAAUGUCAAACCACCACACAAACACAUAUUUAAUUAUGAAGUUUUGAGCUUUUAAUGCAUAUCUCCAAAACGCUUUCAAUACAGAAAAUGAAGGCAAGAUUGCUGGGACCCGUUAUCGGUCGGCUUUCGCUUACGCUAACGGCGCACAGGGCCGGACUGGCAUUUUACAAUCUAAAUUACUUGACAUCAUUUUACUCGAUGCACACUGACGGCUCUGAUAGAAUAAAAUCCAGUUCUGUAUAUAUUUCUGUGGAGAGCUUAGCAACAAGGAGCAACACAGCUUAAUGUGUCUUUGAUAUGAUAAAAAUUUGUAACUUUUUAAGGGAGCUUCACGCCCUUAUGCUUGACCCUGUCAGCAGAUACACGCACACAUUGUGAUUAAACAUGCGUAUUCGAGACCCCAGUUAGAUUUAUUGGCAUCCCAAUCAUUAGAUCGUCAUGCACUUGAAUGACCCAGGGAGGCCUGUUUUCAUUUCUGUUGCAGACGCCACCAGGGUUUUGUAUUAAAUGUCCCGGUAAUUUCAAUUAUCCAUGAUGCAAUGCGCUUAGACAGGGGCCACAAACCCACAGCACCACAGAGCCCCCGCAAUGCCUAAUAGGGGACAUGAGUUGUUUUUCCAUAUAUUCAUCCGUCUUUAUCCCCCCCCCCCCCCCCCCCACACACACACACACACACACACACUCACACUCAUACACACACAAGCACCACCGGGGAAGUAAUGUUACAUUUUAUUCUUAUCUGACCAAAGCGUAUAGUUCCAGUAAAUUUCAAGAUGGGGUCUGGAAAGCUCCGCACAUUUUCAUUUCCUUUGGACGAGAAACUGGCCCACAGCAUCACAGAUCCAAUGCCAUACUUAAAAGUCCAAAACUAAGUGCUUUAAAUAAAAUAAAAAGUUUUGUUUCAUGUUUACUUUCCUUAUCCUCCUCCUCACUUUGUGUGGCCACAAGAUAAACGUGACUCCUGCUUGGAGGCUAAGUCAGCCUUGCCUGAAUUAGCUAAAAGGAAUUGAUCUCUAUUUUUGCGGACGACGUGGUCCUGUUGUCAUCGUCGGGCCGUGAUCUACAGCUCUCACUGGAGUGUUUCGCAGCCAAGUGUGAAGCGGACACAUGUUUUUCUUCACUGAAUAAAUGUGUUCAAGUUAAAGCGAGGAAAAAUCUGUUCAUAAAAGCCAAAUUUAUUUUUAGGAUUCUUUACACAUUUGUAUCUCAGGAUGGCAUUGGACGUGGUGCUGUGUGUCAUUUAGUGCUAAAUAAAUGAAUCUAAACAUAAAUAUAAUAUUUAGAACGUAAAAAAUAACUUAAUCUGUAUCUGUGUUAAAUUUCUGACAAUUCUGUUUUUUUUUUUUUAAUUGGAACAUGCAGACAUUUGAUUCAAAUGACUUUUUUUCGUUUUGCCAUUCACCACCUAGUGGCGGGUGGUGGUAGGUGCAACUCGUAUUGAAGACUUCUUGAGGAAGACUCAGCCUUAUUUUGGUUUGCUUUUAAUCUUCAAAAAAGACUGUGAAGUUGUCUGAAACUCAAAUAUCAGGAAUCUAUUUGCACUCGUGGCGCUUAGUGGGAUUUCACCUUUUUUAAGCACAAACCCUUGAACACAAGAGUGGCUGAUUAAAAAUGCUGUGUUGAGUGUCGGUACCAAUUAAAGCAUCGAGGUUUGCAAUGAUUGUGUGGCUUUCUUGUAAUCCUAAAGAAUGUAGAAGUACUUUUUACUUUUUAUUUUAUUAUGAUUUUCACUUCACAUUUCAUGGAUUUUUUUUAUCUUCUGCCAAAGCACUAUUUGUUACCGCUUUUUUUUAUUCUUAUCCGCUGUCCAUUUGCUUAAUCCUGUCUAUAACACCAAGCAGCCUUGCUUAUGUAUUUUACCUUCUCUGAAAUAUUCCAUGUAUUUUUUAUUUUAUUUUUUACUGUGUUGCAUUGUGAUAUCAUUUUUCCUAUAGAACUAGAUGAAGUUCAGCAAAACAGCAAUUGUGUGCAAUGUACUGGUUAUGCAUUUCUACACUGCCGCUGAAAAGACAUCUGCUCUCUUGAAUGUGAUCUGCAUGAUUUAAGUGUAUUUUUCAAUAAAAAUGAAUGCAUUUUUAAUAGAA